Mycena citricolor is the source of this 794-nucleotide messenger RNA. The record is from the annotation of a GenBank genome assembly. Lineage: Eukaryota; Fungi; Basidiomycota; Agaricomycetes; Agaricales; Mycenaceae.
CCGCCCAAACAGUCUCUCAAGAGUCAAGGUCCCUCGACACCCUUACUUUGAGUACCAAGCCGCUGCGUGUGUCAUGCUGCGUGUCUGCGUAGCGUCGGGAAACGUCUUUUCUUUCCGAUCCUUCCUUGAAUAGCCCUACGCCACAGCCCCCCUUGGCUGGCUUCAGAAAUCUCAGGAAGCCCGAUGCUGUGCAACUCCUCUUGGUAUGUUGAUUAGAAAAGCGAGGGAGGGCUGAAAGCACUUCAAUGGCCCCCACCUCUCUCCCAAUCCCUGAAUGCUCGUGCGACUCCGGCUCCUCCUCGUGUGCCGUGAUGGUGGUGCUUUUCAUGCUCGUGUUCUAUGCCCUGGCCCUGUGGGAUCGAUGGAUGACUCUCAAGCUCCGUCAACACAGGAGAGACGAUGAAUCCUGUUCGCCAAGAUCUGCAUCAGGAUAUGGGACGAUGGAGCCGCGGAAGUUACCGCCGUUUCAGAUCCCUGUGUUCAAGCUCUCUCCGCCUCCGCCUGAAAGCGAUCCGAAAUUCACACACGACGACGGCGAUCUGGGGACCUGUGAAAUCCGUUUGAUGAAGAGGGAUCUCACGCUGCUGUACCCGCCCGAGUCUCCCACAGAGCUGUAGAGUCUCGUGUCCUUCCCUAUCUUACGUUUGAUCGCGGAUUUACCUAUAUUUAUUGCAUGACGUUGGGCUCAAAUCGGAAAAAUUGUAAGCCUCGUACAGCCGGGGAUCCGGGAAUAGAUGUAAUGGGGCGUCUAGGCUAGCCUUGAGUUGAGAACAUCAUCGGAACAGUCGGUUCUG